AUGCCGGAGGAAGCGAAGGGCUUCUGGGAGCGCGCAAGAUUGACAGCGGCACUUUUGAGCAUCGUAUGGGUGCAAGGCUACGACGGACAGGAGGAGCGUGAGAGGAUCAACCGGGAGCGCGGCACGCAUCCACGGGAUGGAUUCCGGAUGGCAAAACAGGCAGGGCAGGACACAGAGCAGGGCAGCCAGACAGCCUCGGCGAGGGCACGGCCUCAGCUCCGCGAGAGACGGCUCCGCACUAGGGCCCAAAGUGGAGAGCGUUCGGACCGGGCCACAAUAGCGCACUUCGACCAAGGGCGGCUCAAGCAUGACGGGUGUCAGCGUGGUCUGUCGCCCCCGGCCCCGGUCCCUGUGGAGCUCCCACAUCGGCCCGCGCUGCCGCCUGGAGGCUCACGUGCUCUCCCUGGCCGGCUUGCCCGGAGGGCGCUCGGCGUCGUCCAGGGCGGCGGCACCUCCGUGGAGGUCGCCGUCCUCGGCCGCGGCCAGAGCGAAGGCUGGGGCCCGGGGGACUUCUCCGGUGACCUCACGCUUAAGGAGAGCUGCGGCACGUGCGAGGACUAG
Molecule: messenger RNA, 561 nt
Organism: Gaeumannomyces tritici R3-111a-1
Lineage: Eukaryota; Fungi; Ascomycota; Sordariomycetes; Magnaporthales; Magnaporthaceae
Exons: 5
Coding region: 1-561 (186 amino acids)
Source: RefSeq, a predicted model, not a curated record